Molecule: messenger RNA, 2475 nt
Organism: Sorex fumeus (smoky shrew)
Lineage: Eukaryota; Metazoa; Chordata; Mammalia; Eulipotyphla; Soricidae
Gene: CMIP
Product: c-Maf inducing protein
Exons: 21
Coding region: 1-2319 (772 amino acids)
Cellular component (GO): cytosol; nucleoplasm
Source: RefSeq, a predicted model, not a curated record
AUGGACGUGAGCGGCGGCGGCCCGGGCGGCGGCGGCGACGCGCGGCAGCCCGAGGACGCCAGGGCGCUGCCGGCGGGCGACGCGGGCCCCGAGGCGGCCAGGAUGGGCGCCGCGCCCUGCCGCCGGGCCCUGCUGCUGUGCCACGGCGUGCGCUACAAGCUGCUGCAGGAGGGCGACAUCCAGGUCUGUGUCAUCCGCCACCCGCGCACCUUCCUCAGCAAGAUCCUCACGUCCAAGUUCCUGAGGCGCUGGGAGCCGCACCACCUCACGCUGGCCGACGGCAGCCUGGCGUCCGCCACGCCCACUGGCUACAUGGAGAACUCCGUGUCCUACAGCGCCAUUGAGGACGUGCAGCUGCUGUCCUGGGAGAACGCCCCGAAGUACUGUUUACAGCUCACCAUUCCCGGGGGAACUGUCCUGCUGCAGGCUGCCAACAGCUACCUACGAGACCAGUGGUUCCAUUCUCUGCAGUGGAAGAAAAAGAUUUACAAGUACAAGAAGGUCCUGAGCAACCCCAGCCGCUGGGAGGUGGUCCUGAAGGAGAUCCGCACUCUGGUGGACAUGGCGCUGACCUCGCCGCUGCAGGAUGACUCCAUCAACCAGGCGCCCCUGGAGAUCGUCUCCAAACUGCUCUCGGAGAACACGAACUUGACUACCCAGGAACACGAGAACAUCAUCGUGGCCAUCGCUCCUUUGCUGGAAAACAACCACCCGCCACCAGACCUCUGUGAAUUCUUCUGCAAGCACUGCAGGGAGCGGCCCCGGUCCAUGGUGGUCAUCGAAGUGUUCACCCCCGUGGUCCAGAGAAUCCUUAAACAUAACAUGGACUUCGGGAAAUGCCCGCGACUGAGGCUCUUCACUCAGGAGUACAUCCUGGCGCUGAACGAGCUCAACGCGGGGAUGGAAGUGGUGAAGAAGUUCAUCCAGAGCAUGCACGGCCCCACUGGGCACUGCCCCCACCCCCGGGUCCUGCCCAACCUGGUGGCCGUGUGCCUGGCCGCCAUCUACUCCUGCUACGAAGAGUUCAUCAACAGCCGCGACAACUCCCCGAGCCUGAAGGAGAUCCGGAACGGCUGCCAGCAGCCCUGCGACCGGAAGCCCACCUUACCCCUGCGCCUUCUGCACCCCAGCCCGGACCUGGUGUCUCAGGAAGCCACGCUGUCGGAGGCGCGGCUCACGUCGGUGGUCGUGGCCUCCAGCGAGAUCCACGUGGAGGUGGAGCACAGCACUGCCAAGCCGGCGCUGACGGCCAGCGCGGGCAACGACAGCGAGCCCAACCUCAUCGACUGCCUCAUGGUCAGCCCCGCCUGCAGCACGCUGAGCAUCGAGCUGGGGCCCCAGGCCGACCGCACGCUCGGCUGCUACGUGGAGAUCCUCAAGCUGCUGUCGGACUAUGACGACUGGAGACCAUCGCUGGCCAGCUUGCUUCAACCCAUUCCAUUCCCCAAAGAAGCCCUCGCACACGAGAAGUUCACCAAGGAACUGAAGUACGUGAUCCAGAGGUUCGCCGAAGACCCCCGACAAGAGGUGCACUCAUGCCUGCUGAGCGUGCGGGCCGGCAAGGACGGCUGGUUCCAGCUCUACAGCCCCGGAGGGGUGGCCUGUGACGACGACGGGGAGCUCUUUGCCAGCAUGGUGCACAUCCUCAUGGGCUCCUGUUACAAGACCAAAAAAUUCCUGCUGUCCCUGGCGGAAAACAAGCUGGGGCCCUGCAUGCUCCUGGCCCUGCGGGGCAACCAGACCAUGGUGGAGAUCCUGUGCCUCAUGCUGGAGUACAACGUCAUCGACAACAACGACACGCAGCUGCAGAUCAUCUCCACGCUGGAGAGCACGGGCGCCGGCAAGCGCAUGUACGAGCAGCUCUGCGACCGGCAGCGGGAGCUGAAGGAGCUGCAAAGGAAAGGCGGGCCCACCAGGCUGACACUGCCCUCCAAGUCCACGGACGCAGACCUGGCGCGUCUGCUGAGCUCUGGCUCCUUCGGAAACCUGGAGAACCUCAGUUUGGCCUUCACCAACGUGACCAGUGCCUGCGCCGAGCAGCUCAUCAAACUGCCUUCCCUCAAGCAGCUCAACCUGUGGUCCACUCAGUUUGGAGACGCCGGCCUGCGGCUCCUGUCGGAACACCUCACCAUGCUCCAGGUGCUGAACCUGUGUGAGACGCCCGUCACGGACGCCGGCCUGCUGGCCCUCAGCUCCAUGAAAAGUCUCUGCAGUUUAAACAUGAACAGCACCAAGCUCUCGGCCGACACCUACGAGGAUCUGAAGGCCAAGCUCCCCAACCUGAAGGAGGUGGACGUGCGCUACACGGAGGCCUGGUGAAGGCGCCACGCAGCUCUGACUCCUAGACGUAGCGCCGGGCCUGGGGGUGCCCCCCGCCAGCGUCCGGCUGUGAGCUAGAUGGGGGAGUCUUUCCGGGGGCAGAGGGCGGAGGGGGGAGGGGGGAGGGGGCCCGUCAGCACGCCCAGCCCCCGCCUA